GCGGAGCAGCCUCGGGAGCGCGGCGCGUAGAGGGGAGGUAGGCCGGUGUGCGCGCGGGACGCGGAGUCCCUCCCGCGGGCCGGGCACGGUGAGGGGACCUGCACAGCUGGCGAACUCCGGCGGCGCCGAGGACAGCCGGGCGAGCGCCGGGGCUUUGGCGGCGCCCGGCCGGAGGCGGGACAGGAAGGCACCGGUGGCGCAGCAGCCUCGGGCCGCGCGGGGAGGGGGUUCUGCCCACGGUCCCCCCUGGGUGUGCCCCCAGCCCCAGGCCCCUCCAGAGGACACGUUUCAGCACGUCCCUGCCGCUGUCGUCUCAUCCCCUGUCAUAGCCCCUCCCCCAGGCCUGGGACCCCCGCCCCGCUGCUCCGGCCCCGUUAUUCCCAGUCCACCUCUCAGCCCCACGUCGUGCUGACCCGAGCUCCCUGUCCUGUCCCUCUCCUCCACCGGUCCGUCUCCCCGGGCAGCGAGCGCCCGGGCCGAGACCCACGUAGAAGACACUCGUCAGCACGUUCUCACUCGGGUCAUCUUAUCCCUCUGCCUAGCUCCACCCUAGGCCCUGUCCCCUCUGGCCCUUUGUCCCCGGUCCCAGCCCCGCGCUGACCGCAGGCUCCCGCUCGCUCUGGAACCGCUGCGUCACCCCAACCCCCCAGCCCCUCCCCACCCCGGCAACUCGCCGCGACCCAGGAUGCAGCCGGCAGGCAGGGCGGCCGUCAGGGAGGCGGUGGCCCGCGACUCGCUGGCCGCCGAUCUGCGGUGCAGUCUGUUCACUUCGGCCCUGCAGAGCUACAAGCGGGACUCCGCGCUGCGGCCUUUUCCCGCAUCCUAUACCCGCCAUGACUGCAAGGACUUUGAGGCCCUGCUUGCAGAUGCCAGCAAGUUACCCAACCUGAAAGAACUCCUCCAGUCCUCCGAAGACAAAGACAAGUGGGCCUGGGACCUGCUGAACUGGAUUUUAUCCUCAAAGGUCCUGACAGUCCACAGUGCAGGGAAGUCAGAGUUUGAAAAGAUCCAAAAGCUGACCGGUGCCCCUCACACUCCUGUUCCCGUGCCGGACUUCCUGUUUGAAAUCGAGUACUCCGACCCAGCAAAUGCCAAAUUUUAUGAGACCAAAGGAGACCGAGACCUAAUCUAUGCCUUCCAUGGGAGCCGCCUAGAAAACUUCCAUUCCAUCCUCCACAAUGGCCUGCACUGCCACCUGAACAAGACGUCCUUGUUCGGGGAAGGGACCUACCUCACCAGCGACUUGAGCCUGGCCCUCAUUUACAGCCCCCACGGCCACGGGUGGCAGCGUAGUCUCCUCGGCCCCAUCCUCAGCUGCGUGGCUGUGUGUGAGGUCAUUGACCAUCCAGAUGUCAAGUGCCAAACCAAGAAGAAAGAUUCCAAGGAGAUAGAUCGCAAGAGAGCGAGGAUCAAGCACAGCGAAGGGGGAGACAUCCCUCCAAAGUACUUUGUGGUCACUAACAACCAGCUCCUGCGAGUGAAGUACCUGCUGGUGUACUCACAGAAGCAGGCCAAGAGCAGGGCUUCGAGCCAGCUGUCCUGGUUUUCCAGCCAUUGGUUUACGGUCUUGAUAUCCCUGUAUCUGCUGCUGCUGCUCAUAGUGAGUGUGAUCAACUCCUCAGCCUUCCAGCACUUCUGGAAUCGUGCAAAAAGAUAAUCUUUUGGGGCCUGGUGUGGGGACCCCCUCAGCCAUGUGCCUUAUGACAACUUGUGCUGUACCUCCUGUGUCCCGCCUCUGGUCAGGGUGAGCCUGGGGGCCAGUUGGGGACCACAGGACACUUUUCAUAUGCCAUAAAUGUUUCGAUUGCCUUUGAUGAUGCUCCCAGCCACACUCCGGCCAACAGGGACUGCUGGUCCCUAGCGCAUAGGUUUCGGGGAGCCCUCCUGUCUACUCCUGCCUAAACAGUCCUAGGGAGUUGGCUUUUCGAU
Molecule: messenger RNA, 1929 nt
Organism: Phyllostomus discolor (pale spear-nosed bat)
Lineage: Eukaryota; Metazoa; Chordata; Mammalia; Chiroptera; Phyllostomidae
Gene: PARP16
Product: poly(ADP-ribose) polymerase family member 16
Exons: 6
Coding region: 686-1657 (323 amino acids)
Biological process (GO): endoplasmic reticulum unfolded protein response
Cellular component (GO): membrane; intracellular anatomical structure; endoplasmic reticulum tubular network
Molecular function (GO): protein serine/threonine kinase activator activity; kinase binding; NAD+ poly-ADP-ribosyltransferase activity
Source: RefSeq, a predicted model, not a curated record